Molecule: messenger RNA, 657 nt
Organism: Aspergillus clavatus NRRL 1
Lineage: Eukaryota; Fungi; Ascomycota; Eurotiomycetes; Eurotiales; Aspergillaceae
Product: DUF341 domain protein
Exons: 4
Coding region: 1-657 (218 amino acids)
Cellular component (GO): cytoplasm; nucleus
Source: RefSeq, a predicted model, not a curated record
AUGAGAAUUCUUUGUCUCCACGGGAUGGGAACCAAUUCCCAGAUAUUCGAAGCCCAAACAGCCCUUCUGAGAGCCUCCCUCAACGCCGAGCUGAACACAGAAUGUGAGUUUGUCUUUGUCGACGGCGAGAUUGAGACCGAGCCACGGAAUGGAGUGGAGAAGUACUACGACGGGCCCUUCCUCUCCUACUACGACUGGGACUCGGCAGCAAGCCUCCGCAGCGCGUAUCAGCUUAUCGACGAGCUCAUUGACGAACAGGGACCGUUCGAUGGCAUCAUGGGCUUCUCCCAGGGUGGAUCCCUGGCCGCUUCCUUCCUGCUGCACCAUUUGGCCACACGCCCGUCCGAGCCGAUUGAGCUGCUCUUCCGCUUCGCCAUCAUCAUCUGCAGCGGCAACCCCUUCGACGCCCGCGGGCCCACGACCCGACGAUACCACCCGAGCGAGGACCCGCGGCGCAUUCCCAUCCCCACUGCCCACAUUGUGGGGCGCAAGGACGACGAGCACGCACGCCAGCUGCUGUUGCAUCGCUUGUGCGACGGUCGACGGGCCACGAUCUAUGACCAUGGCGCCGGCCAUGAGAUCCCACGCCACCCUCUAGUGGUGAAAGGAAUGACCGAGGCAAUUAGCCGAGCCAUUGGUCAGGCAUACCUCCUGUGA